CUUGUUUCCCUCCCCGGAAGCGCGUCUGUGUCAUGACGGACCCUGAAGUGACCAUCGGUGUGAGGGAAGGGAAACGGGAAACACAAAACACACACACACACACAAGCACACUGGUCACCACUCUUGCGUGCCUGUGGCUGGCUUGAAUGGAAUGCACUGCAGAGUUUGUGCGUGAGCUGGCCCAGAGUGCUUCCGACAUGAUCGGCCAGCAGAACGAGGCGUCCACCAAGCAGACCAACGCCAAGGUCAAGGUGUCGGCUGCCGACCUCGUGACGGAGACGGACGUGGCGGUGGAGAACCUCCUCAAACAGACCAUCCACAGCAGAUUCCCCACACACCAAUUUCUGUGUGGUCAGCCAGCGAUACGACGGAAGGAACACACAGCAGAUAAGAUGGUUAUGUGUGUGUGUGUGUCUGUGUGUGUGUCUGUGUCUGUGUCUGUGUGUGUUCAGAGGAGUCGUCGGAUGCGUCGGCAGAGCUCACUGACGCGCCGACGUGGAUCAUCGACCCGGUGGAUGGAACGACCAACUUCUACCAUGGAGUACCCUACUGCUGCGUCAGCAUCGCAUUCGCCAGACACAAAACAGGUGGGUGGAUGCGCUGCUGCACAGCCGCCAGCAGCCAGUCACUCCUUCUUUCGUUCAGUGCUGUUUGGGUGCGUCCAAGCGCCGUUGCUCAAGUGGGUCGACGUUCAAGCGCCAUGUCUGGUCCGUAUAUGUGUGUGCAUAUGUGUGUAUGUCGGUAGAGAGGCCUGGUGGGCCGAGAAGGGCGGCAAGGCCUGGCACAUGGACAACAGCGGCAAUGUCAAAUGCAUCUCGACAUCCACCACAACUGAUCUCAACAAGUGAGCAGCCACCAAGCAGCAGCCAGUUGACCCCCCUCGAGGCUCAUGCACGACGACAUAUAUGUCGUGUGUGUUGGGUUGUUUCUCUCUCCGCGUGCCGUGCAGGAGCCUGCUGUCGACGGGUUUCCUGGUAGCGACGGUGCAGCGCCUCAACAACCCCAACCUGAGUGUCGACGACCGCCAGAGGAUCGAGCACAAGAGGGACCUGGUCAUCCGGCAGCUACAGGCAUUCCUCCCCCAUGUCAGUCAGUCAGUCAGUGAGACACAUACAUAGUUAGUAUACACGAAGGAAGGCCUUGACCGGCAUCUGUGUGUGUCUGGCCUCCCCCCAUCCAUCAGGUUCACGAUGUGCGUCGGUUGGGUGCCUGUGCGCUGGACCUCUGCCACGUGGCCUGCGGGAGGAUGGACUGCUACUUCGAGUGCGGCCCAAAAGAGUGGGACUUGUCCGCUGGUGUGCUCAUAGUGUACGAGGCGGGGGGCGUGUGCAGCAACUAUGCGGGCGCCCCCCUGUCGGACAAGCUGGACGACUGUGAGAUAGUUGCGUGCGCGACGCCAGAGCUGCAUGACAAAGUGAUAGCGCUGCUGAAGCAAGUCGAAUGAGGGUGGAGACGCCUGUGUCUGACAAGUGCUUUGUGCUAUUGCCACUUUUGUAUUCGGCCUUCACCGCGCCGAUUGGUCGUGGACCACACACGGCGGCGGACAGAUGC
Vitrella brassicaformis is the source of this 1551-nucleotide messenger RNA. Lineage: Eukaryota; Vitrellaceae. The record is from the annotation of a GenBank genome assembly.